Messenger RNA from Trichomonas vaginalis G3, 4665 nucleotides. RefSeq lists its product as uncharacterized. Bases 1 to 4665 code for a protein of 1554 amino acids. The record is from RefSeq and is a predicted model, not a curated record. Lineage: Eukaryota; Parabasalia; Trichomonadida; Trichomonadidae. The transcript has a single exon.
AUGAGUACCCGGAGCUCGUUACAUAAUUCUAUCCGAUCUAAAACGAGUUCCAGAUCGAGGGUGCCUGCUGCUUCAAGUAUGUGGGAUGAAUUUAACCAAACAACAGACAAACCUUCGACUCCUUCUCAAAAAUUUCUCGAAAAGAAAGGCGAAGACCCAAAUUUUGUGAGACUUCAUCAAAGAGUAUUGCGAGAUCUCAAAUACACUGAUAUGGAUAUUGCGGCUUCGAUAAUACAAAACUGUUGGAAAAAAUAUCGAAUUAAAUCUUACUUCUUAGCAUUUAUUAGAAAAUAUAAAGCAAUACAUCAACGUUCAUACAGUUCUUUUUUCUACAAUUUAGCAAUACAGAGAAUGACAGACCCGGAAAAAAGGAAAAAAUUUUUCGAUAUCAUAGCACGUCGUCUAUUAUGGGGCCGCAAAUUAUCACGAGAUUAUCACAUGCUUACUUAUGACCAAUGGAAUGUCUGCAAUCUCUAUUUAGUUCCAAAUUUUAUCGAUGACCAGAAACUUGUUCAAUUUGUUCGCAAAAUAUACUAUCAAAAGAUGCGUACAAUGCUUUUGGACUGGUUUAUCAUUACACGUCGAAAUGCAAAACGAAGAAAGGUCAUGUCAAAUUUUCAUAUUGUAAACGCAAACAGAUCUGAACUCAAACAGCUCUAUGUUCCAUUUAUAUUAUGGAAAUUUAUUACCAAAAAUGUCUAUUUUGAUCGUACAGAAUACACACACAUACCAGAAAUUCAAAAUUACAAUCAAUCUCUCAUAAACCAAGAAAAAAUUCGUAAAAAUGCAGAUAAACAGCAUUUGUUUUUCGUAGGAAAGCGCGUUUUACAAGCUCUUUUUCAGAAGAAACUUCAGAAAUAUCAUGAUAGAGAACAAGAAAAGUUUGGCGAUGAGUACAAUCUCAAGAGAUGCAUGAAAUACGCAUGCAAAGCGUGGAUUAGAACUGUUUCUGUGCGAAAGGACAUGAUUAAAACCAAAACUUUGGCUUUAUCUAAAUGGCACAACGUUGUGAACUCUAAGCAGCAGCUCCAGAAGCUGUUAAAGAUGUUUGAGGAGCGGCAUAAAGUAUAUUUGAAGUUGUUCAUGUUGAAUGUUUUCAAGAAAAACCUUCAAAUUAAUACAAUCUUGCACACACAUGGAUACAUCAAGAUCCAAGCUUUGCCAAGUCUCGCUAGAUUUUUUGUUCAUGCAGUUGCAGGUAACGAUACACUUGCAUGUCUCUCAUCAGCAUUAUAUGGCUGGCUUACAUACGUAAGGCGUCGUAAGAACUGGCAGCAGUUUGUUGCAGCGAAUAUACAGAGCACAAACUACAACCACACAAAAGGAAAAGCACUGGCAGCAUUGAGAUUCAGAAGAUAUCCUCCUCUUCCAUAUGGAUUUGUUGCUCCUCAUUUUCAAAUGCAAACGUACAAAAUUUAUAAAGCCGCUGUCAACCACCAGAUCUCUCCAUUCCUCAUUCUGAGCAACCCAGAGAGUUCAGAUAUUGAAGAAAAGAUUAAAAACGCGAAAACGAAAUACGAAAGGAGAGAAAUGUUUUUUAUGGCGUGGAAAUCGACAAAACAAGAUUUGUCUCUUUUUAUGAGAAUUGCAUUAGUUGCAAAUGCGCGCGCCAGAGAUUUUAAGAAGAGAACUGAGUUGCUUGUUGAUGAAAGAAUGAUGAAAUCGUAUGAGAGAUCUCUUUUGACUCUGAAAUCUCUGAAUUUGGCUUCAAAGGAAAAUUUCGAAAAAGUUCAACUGGAGAUCAAGAAAAACAAUGAAAAAGCUUUGAGGAAUUCAACAGCAAGCAUCAGAAGAAUGAUGAUGCUGAUCACAGCGCUGGAUUCUCAUCAAGCUGCCAUUGAUUUAGAAAAACUGGAUCCGUUUUUCAGAACAGUCAAAAAUGUGACACUUGUUGACGAUGUACAGAAAGCAUCCGAACAGUUAUCAACUGUUUACACUCCAUUGACUGAUAUUGCGGCAAUGGGUCGAAGUUUUCCAGAGUUCAAAGGAGAAAUUUCGAAUUUUGAGCGAUUGACAGUACAUAAAAGCGGAUUUGACAAACAAUACGAAGAAAUGAAAGUAAUCAUAUUUAUUGAGAAGAAGAGAUCAAUGGCAACACAAGCAGCUACUUCGCAUUUCAGUAAUAUCUUGAACAGAAAUGAUUCAACAAUUGAAAAUGCUGCAAAAAAUGCAACUUCAACAAAAAUCACCACAUUUGCAAAGAAUUACACAGAAGAUGUUUCGAUAAAGAAGGGAGAUGGAACCAUUGACAAAUACUCGAAGAUGUUUCCUCAAUAUGGAAACAAAAGGAAACUGAGAGUCAGUAUGUCAAAAUCUUUUCAACUCGAUGACAAGAACCAAAAAGAAGAAGAAAGUGACGAUGAAUUCAUUGGCCUAAAAAUAUCAAGAGAUAGCACAAAAGCAACACUUUCCUCUGACUCUUUAAGCAGAUCAAGCUUCUUCAACAUCGGAGGAUUCGAGAACGCUUUGAAAGCUUCAGCCGCAAAAAUGUUGGAGAUUAAAAAAGAUGAAAGGCCCGACAACCAAAUGCCUCAAAUUGAUGAAAUGUCUUCAGAAUCAGAAGAAGAUUUUAUUGAAGAAAAUAUUCCACAGAAAAGUGACACAAAAAGUGACAUCAAGAAAGUCACAAAACAGAAUUCGAAGAAGAUCAAUUUCGGGGAUGGUUUUGAUGAUACUAUCAUGAGAAGUGCCCUGAAAUCAAAUGAUUUCGAUGAUCCUGAUGUAAAUAACCGCUACAAAACAUUCCUUCAAAUCAUGUUUGGAAAGCAAGGAAAAGAUUCUCCUAAUGCAAUCCAAAUACAGCAGAUCAAAAGAAAAAUCAUACAAGACUACAAGAACAGGAAAUGGGCAGCACCAGGCAUCAUUACUCAAGGUGUAAACAGACCUGUUUCGAGUGUCGUAGAAAGUUACAGGAGAGACAGGAAAAAAUUAAAUUGUGAAUUUACAUCAGAAAAAUUGACAACAAAAAACAAAAUUUUGUCUGAUAAAGAGAUGCCUAAAGAGUACGAAACGAAAUAUAACUCAAAAAAGUACUACACAAAUUCAGAUUUCUCUGAUAACGACGAAAAUGAAGAGGAAGAUGAAGAAAAUAUUCAAAAUCAGGAAGAAGAAGAUAAAAGUGACAAAAACCGCCAGAGUUUUGUAAACACUUUCAAAGAUGACGACAGAUUCCAGCAGGAGAGGAUGAAGGAGAAAGAGGAGCUUGAGAGUGAAUCAGAUGAAGACAUAAUUAAUGAUAAAAAUAGUCAAGAUGACACACAAAUUGAUGCCGCUGCUCAACAGAUAACAAAAAGUGAUGAUUUCAAUGUCACUUCUGAUUACAUUCCUGGCGUUGGCUACACAAUCAAAGACGAAGAAGGCAAUGUCAUUGGAUAUGAUCCAACAGGAAAAUCAGCAACAUCAAAUCCAGAUGAAAAAAUUGUUAAAAAAUUUAUUGAUAAUGGUGUUGCACUUAAAAGUGUCAAUAAAGUUGUACAUCAUAUCAUCAACGAAAUGGCGAGAACAGAGAGCGAGAUCUCUUUCGUCGAAGUUGACUCUUUAGGACCUCCUGAAUUAGAUUUGUCUCAACUAAUUCCGCCAAAGGAAGAAGAACCUCCAAAACCCCCAGAAAAACAAUCCGAACCUCCUAAAAAGAAAUGGACAAAACAUGGACCACCUCCUAAAUCGCGACGACCGAUUGUAAUCCCUCGCAUGCAAACAAUUAAGCCAUCAAUGGCGAAGUUUUUGUUUGAUGAUGACAACAUGACAAAAAUCAUUUACGAUGAAGGAGGAGUCACAAGAAUUGAAGGUGAAAUGCGUCCUCCAGAGCAGCCUCGCGAAAAGAAGAAGUGGUUUCCUGGAGUUCCAGAUCAUCAUGUUUCAUAUUUCGUUGAAGACCAAGUUGUCAGCUUUCCUGGUGGCGGAAGGCAAAUUUCUGGAAAACCUCACAAUUUCACUAGUCCAAGGAUAAACUCGGUUAAAAACAGAGGCAUCACAAAGCCAAUUGUUUCAAUGAACAAUAGGCCAUUGACAGCGACGAAAAUUGAGAAAAAGAAGACUAACUACAAAGAUCCACUUGAUGUCGUAAGAGGUACAUUGAUACACCUCACAAGUAUGAUGGAAAACAACGACAAAGAAAUUUACAAGAAGUUCACACACAGAGUUAGAUCAAUGAACAAAAGACCGCCACCUCCAAAGAAAAUUGGAGAUCCACAGAGUGACAUAAAGACUGUUGAAUUUUCUGAUUUCAUACAGAAUAUCUACGUCAGGUUAUCCAAGGAUCAUAACACAGAAACAGCAGCAAACACUUUGAUAUCGACUGCUAGACAACAUCAAAGCUUUCUGCCUGUUUUACAAAAAACAGUUUCUCGAAUGUUUGCAAGGCCUAAAACAACUCUUGCAAAAGCAGAAAUGCCAAGAGUCAAUGACCAACCGAACACCAAAUCUACUGCAAAGUUCAUAGACAUAUCAUGGUACACUGAGGACCCUUAUUACAAGGCUGUUGCUCUUCAAUUCGCUGAUGACAAUUCAACUUUGAACGCUGUUAUCGCACCAACAUUUGAGAACACUCCUAAGAAGAGAAGUGCGAGACCAAGCACUUCAAUAGAUAAGAGGAAAACAUGGGAUGAUGUAUUGAAAGAUUACUCUUUAGGAGAUAUGAUGUUAGUUACACCAGUUGACAAAUAA